ACAAGCUUUAACCUAGCUUUCUUUUCAGAGAGCAGAGUUCGUCUAAUAUCAGAGCGUCUUGGUCAUACAAAAUUACGAGAGCUGAUUGAAACGAUAACCCGCGCUGAACAGACCCAGCAGGCCGAUCAACCCACUUCUUAUUUCGAUCACGUUCAUCGAUUGUAUCCACUUUUGGAUCGGAUAGAAUUUGAGAAAAUUGCGCUUGCGCCAACCUUACCUGGAUACCUCACGGUGAACCUUGCAUUUUCGGCACUAUAUCACACUGUCCUCGCCCUCGGAUGUCAAUAUACUGGGGAAGGUUCUUUUAAUCCUGGCAAAGGACGGACGUGGAAGUUCGACCAGGUGGUAUUAGGGCUGCUCCCAGAGAUAUUAGUUCCGACAGAGAGGAUAACCAAUUUACAGGUGUUUAUACCCACAAAGAGCCAUUACCGCUAUUGUGAGUUUGAGUCUUUCAAUCAAAGGCUAUCUUCAAGUUUAACAAUUGAUCAAUCGGCCCUAUAUACCUUGAACUUGUCUUGUGUGCAAAUGAGAAGACAUUAA
Messenger RNA from Penicillium vulpinum, 540 nucleotides. Its product is annotated as fungal specific transcription factor domain-containing protein. NCBI's taxonomy places the organism in Eukaryota, Fungi, Ascomycota, Eurotiomycetes, Eurotiales, Aspergillaceae. The annotation marks the transcript as partial. The transcript has 4 exons. The record is from RefSeq and is a predicted model, not a curated record.